This is a messenger RNA of Aureobasidium subglaciale EXF-2481, 2694 nucleotides long. RefSeq lists its product as uncharacterized. Lineage: Eukaryota; Fungi; Ascomycota; Dothideomycetes; Dothideales; Saccotheciaceae. Gene Ontology annotation, molecular function: N-acetyl-gamma-glutamyl-phosphate reductase (NADP+) activity; L-glutamate N-acetyltransferase activity, acting on acetyl-CoA as donor; arginine binding. The record is from RefSeq and is a predicted model, not a curated record. The transcript has 3 exons. The coding region runs from base 1 to 2694 and encodes 897 amino acids. Gene Ontology annotation, cellular component: mitochondrial matrix; cytoplasm; mitochondrion. Gene Ontology annotation, biological process: L-arginine biosynthetic process.
AUGUUGGCUCGUCCUUGUAUGCGUGCCCUCGGCCGGGGCAGGGCCCUCCGCGUGUCGACGGCAGCGGCAUGCAGAGCAGCAGUGCGUCCGGCUCUGGCCAGCGGCUAUGCCACCGUGUCAAAGGGCGCUCGUCACGAAGAGACGUCGGCUCGUUCGGCCGUCAUCAACGUGCUUCAGAACCUGGGAUCCAAGCGCGAGGUUCAGCAAUACCUCUCGCAGUUCCAGUCCGUCUCGUCACAGAAGUUUGCCGUCAUCAAGGUUGGCGGUGCCAUCCUGACCGACUACAUCGAUGUCCUCUGCAGUUCGCUGCGUAACCUCAACCAGAUGGGCUUGUUCCCCGUCAUCAUCCACGGAGCCGGUCCCCAGAUGAACAAAUUGCUUGGGGAAGCUGGUAUUGAACCUCAGUACAGCGAGGGAAUCCGCAUCACCGAUGGUCCCACACUCGGCGUCGCACGCAAGCUGUUCCUCGAGGAGAACCUCAAGCUCGUCGAGGCUCUUGAGUCAUGGGGCGUUCGCGCUCGUCCCAUCACCUCUGGUGUACUCAUGGCCGACUACAAGGACAAGGAUACAUGGAAGUUCGUCGGUGAGGUCAACCAGGUCAACACCGACCCUAUCAACGCCGCAAUCGCCGACAACUACAUCCCCGUCCUCACUUGCAUGGCCGAGAACAACGAGGGCCAACUCCUCAACGUCAAUGCUGACAAGGCUGCUGCUGAACUGGCCAAGGCUCUCGUGCCUCUCAAGAUUGUCUACCUGUCCGAAAAGGGUGGUCUGCACAACAAGGACACUGGUAAGCUUAUCGAGGCCAUCAACCUCGACGAAGAAUACGACCGCUACAUGAACAUGCCCUGGGUCAUCCACGGCACUCGUUCUAAGAUUAGAGAUAUCAAAGACCUCCUUGACCACUUGCCCCGUUCCUCCAGUGUGGCUAUCAUCCACCCUGAGAGUCUCGAGCGCGAGCUGUUCACCCACACUGGUGCCGGAACUCUGAUCCGCAGAGGCACAAAGCUGCACAAGGCUUCAUCCCUCGAGGAAUUCUCCGAUGUCCAGAAGCUCAAGCAAGUCCUUGUUCGCGACCGUGAAGGCCUCGACGCCGAGGCUGUCGUUGACCGCUACCUCGACACCCUCAAGGGCAAGACUUUUGCUGCUUACCACGAUGAAGGCAUGGAGGCUCUUGCCGUAGUCCUUCCCCCCGACUCCGCCUCCCCUGGCGGCCUGGCCCACUUGGCCACUCUGACCAUGACCCGUUCCGCAUGGCUCUCCAACAUCGCUGACAAUGUUUUCCAACACCUGAAGAACGACUACCCCAAGCUUGCUUGGACCGUCAAGCAGGACGACGAGAACUUGACCUGGUUCUCCGAGAAGGCCGAUGGUAGCAUUGCUCGCCAAGGUGAGGUUCUCUUCUGGUACGGCAUCGAGACUCCUGAAGAGGUCCGUGAGUUGAUGGCCGAAUUCAUCCAACACGGCAGACAGAUGUUCGGCGAUAACAAUCUCGAGAGCCAGCUCCACCGUGCUGCGUCCGGCGCUCUCAGAAUCAAGGAUGUCGCACAGAGACUGCAACAGCACAGAGAAUCGCUAGGACAACAAACCAGAUCUUUCUCCACCAGCUCCUUCUCCUCGCGCAACAUGCAGCGUGUUCGCAGCACUUUUGGCGCUCCCACAAGACGUGGUUAUGCCACCACUACUAACCCCAACCCCCCACUCGGCAUCAAGAACCAGGAAAAGGACUACCCUUCGAAGGUGGCUCUCAUCGGUGCCCGUGGCUACACUGGCCAAGCUCUGAUUGACCUCCUGAACCGCCACCCCAACAUGGACCUUCGUCACGUUUCAUCGCGUGAGCUGAAGGGUAAGAAGCUUGCUGGUUACACCAAGCGCGACAUCACAUACGAGAAUCUCUCCCCCGAUGAUGUCCGCCGCAUGGCCGACGCUGGCGAGAUUGACUGCUGGGUCAUGGCUCUGCCUAAUGGCGUCUGCAAGCCCUUUGUCGACGCCAUCGAGGCUUCCAGCCACAAGCAGUCUGUUAUUGUCGAUCUGUCGGCCGACUACCGUUUCGACUCAUCGUGGACUUAUGGUCUGCCCGAGCUCGUCAAGCGCAGUAAGAUUACAGGUGCCACACGCAUUGCCAACCCCGGAUGUUAUGCUACCGCUGCUCAGCUCGGUAUUGCCCCUCUGGUCCCUUACUUGGCCGCAGCUCCUGCCAACCCAACUGUCUUCGGAGUUUCUGGUUACUCAGGAGCCGGUACCAAGCCCAGCCCCAAGAACGACGUCGACAACCUCACCAACAACCUCAUUCCCUACUCAUUGACUGAUCACAUUCACGAGCGUGAGAUCAGCGCCCAACUGGGACGCGAGAUUGGAUUUAUUCCCCACGUUGCUGUCUGGUUCGCGGGUAUUCAUCACACUAUCUCGAUUCCCCUGGCCGACACCAUGACCUCUCGUGACAUUCGCCAGCUCUACCAAGACCGCUACAACGGCGAGAAACUCGUCAAGGUCACUGGUGAGAGCCCUCUGGUCAAGAACAUCUCUGGCAAGCACGGGGUUGAGAUCGGUGGCUUCGCUGUGCACAGUGGCGGCAAGCGUGUUGUGAUCAACGCGACCAUCGACAACCUGCUCAAGGGCGCUGCUACCCAAUGCUUGCAGAAUAUGAACCUCGCUCUCGGUUACGCCGAGUACGAGGGUAUCCCUCUGUCAUGA